Molecule: messenger RNA, 1680 nt
Organism: Ziziphus jujuba (common jujube)
Lineage: Eukaryota; Viridiplantae; Streptophyta; Magnoliopsida; Rosales; Rhamnaceae
Product: dirigent protein 22-like
Exons: 1
Coding region: 991-1557 (188 amino acids)
Source: RefSeq, a predicted model, not a curated record
AUCAAAUAUCAGUGCAUAUGCAAAAACAAAAGAAAACAGAAAGUUCUUUGAAUCUUUCUGAGUAACACUAUGAAUUUAAGGGGAACCAAAAGCAAAAAAGCAUAAUAUCUUAAUACAGAGAAGAAAAACAGAUUACAAGAAGAAAAGAAAAAUUAAAAGACACUCAAUCACCAUUUGAUCAAUAAUAUUUGUUAUAUAUGAGAACAAACUGCAAUUUCUUGAGACUUAUUGUGCAUUGUACACGAAAUAAAAAUAAGGUACAAAUUUGCAUUGCAGUGAAAGCUACUAUGAGUAAUGUGGAUGUCAAGGUAACUAACUUGAAUAAUAUAACAAAUCAAUUAUCUAAAUUUUGUUCUGAUUAUGUAUCACAGAAAAUGAAAGAAUCAAAAUUGUGUAUAUACACUAAGAAAUGGUACAUCCAGUAUAUUAUAUCAAGUAUAUUUACUUUUUACAUCACACUUUCUGAUAAACUUGCAACCCAACUUAACAUCAACUUUUCGUCAGACUGAUACAGGAAUUGAUGCUUUGUGAGUCAGUUUCCACAAAACGACUCAAAUUCUCAAAGUAAAACACCUUUAGCCUAAAUUAAUAAUAUCCCAUGCUCUUCCUUUUCCAUAAGGUCUCAAUCUAAUGUUUCUUACAGCAAAAGCUAUGAUGAAAGCACAACAAUUUUUUCCUUCAAAAGGAUGAAAACUUUUAUAAUAAAAGUUGUUCAAAAGCUAAUCACUUUUUCCCAGCAAAAAAAAGUUACUAAAGAACUCCAAUAAUUACGAUUUUAACUGUAAUGAUAAAAAUGUGUUCUUGAAGAAAUAGCAGGUCAGCUUUUCAGAAAGUUUCUGCUUUUUCCCACUUUCUUUGAUGCUAAUUACAUCAAACAUCAUUCUUCUUUGUUCCCCUGCAGAGUCUAUUAAAUCUCAACCGGUCCACCAUAAUUCUAAUACUAACUAAUUAUUCCUUUGAGAAUUUUCAACUUCCACUUGAAAAUCUCAUAUGGCUUAUUUUCUCCCUUACACCCUCUUCACCCUAUACUUCACUAUCUUCUUAACCAUUUUUAACAAGUCCAUUGAUGGGUUUUCCAUUAAGCAGUCUGUGCAACAGAAAAAAGUGACACAGACAGUCAAUGCAAAGCACCUCCACUUUUAUUUCCAUGACAUUCUUAGUGGCAAAAACCCAACUGCUGUGAACAUAAUUACUCCGCCUGAUGGUUUAAUUUCCAGCUUUGGAAGCACUCUGAUGAUUGAUGAUGCACUAACUGAAGGGCAAGAUUCCAGCUCAAAAGUCAUCGGAAGAGCACAAGGAUUUUACUCUGUGGCCUCACAAAGUGACUUGGCAUUUCUUAUGGUCAUGACUUUUUCUUUUGUGGAAGGUGAAUAUAGAGGAAGUUCCCUCAGCAUUCUCGGGAGGAAUCCGGUCUUAAACGACGUGAGAGAAAUGCCAGUUGUUGGUGGCACCGGCAAGUUCAGGUUUGCACGUGGCUAUGCCUUGGCUCAUACAGUUUGGUUUGAUGCUAGUACAGGGGAUGCCACUGUUGAAUACAAUGUUCAUGUAUCAGGCUAAUUAUACUUGUUUGUUAUAUUUCUUUCCAAUUUUUAUGUUAGUUGUUUGUUAUAUUUCUUUCCAAUUUUUAUGUUAGUUGUUUAUUACUAAUUUUUAUUGAGCUUUGCUCAUCUGGUUUUUCCA